AUGGCACGGUCCAAAGGACAGUUAGAUUUCUUCGAAGUUGCCUUCAUUUUAAAUUCUUGGUCCUUUUUUUUUCUUUUUGAUUACGUGACUAAACGAAUAUUAUUAUCAGGAAUGAAACUGAAAGAUGUCAGCGCGACAACAACCAUGUCGUUGACAUUAUUUUUCACAAUCUCUGUUCUACUGGGUUAUGUUUCAGGCCAACAUGAUAUGGGCAGUCCAGGUGCGUGCUUACCCCUUGGAGAACCCAGUAAAGGGUUCAAUGCUAAAUUUUUCAGUUACCCAAUCAACGUUUACGACAAAGUAUUGGACCCAGGAUACUAUACGAAACAUUAUGCAGAUGGUGGGCCCAUCGGGGAAGUGAAAGGUAUUAUUGACCCAAACUUCAAGACUACGAUACCUUGUUACCGAUCAGAUGGCGGGCCCACAUUUAGAUGUUACCACCCCUUUCUACGAGGAUUGGCCUGUAAAUACUGGUGUGGGUCAAUUCACUGUAAUAAUUCUCUUAGAGGGGCAUACUGGAGUGAGGAAAUAUACGGGUUCAACACGAGUGUCAGUAAUAUCAGCAUGGAACUGACGGGCUACCUUCUAGCUCCGGAGACAGGCAAUUACACGUUCUACUACAACUUCGUGGAUGACGGUGCCUUCCUGUUUGUGGGACCCGAUAUUGCCUACCUUUGCUGUAAGCAAGACAAUUACCCGGUCGGCGUCGAUCUUGUAUCGAUAGGUGACCAUUAUCCACACGUUUAUGCCGCGUCGUUCUAUUUGGCCGCAGGUUACUACUAUCCUGUCAAAGUCGUGUUCAUCAAUGCAUGGAUGUCUGGUACUUUGGAUACCAAGUUACAAUUGCCAAGUGGGAAGAUAGUACAAGAUUGGGGGAUAUAUGUGGAGUCUUAUGAGAAUGGGGACCCUGAACAUUGUUAUACAACCCCACCAGGCCCAUUUGCAUCAUCGUCUCAUCGCUCUUUUUCCACGAGAACGACAUCCAAAAGUUCAAGCAAGUCCACCAUGAACCCAUCGUCCACAAGUAUUAGUUCGUCAUCUAUGAGUUUUGACAGGACAUCCAGAAAGUCAUCCACAUCGUCAUUGUUGACAAAUCCCAGCAUAGUAGCAGUGGCGCAUCUGUUUCUCUGUCAAGCACCUUGUCUUCCUCAUUUAAACCUAGUCAUCCCACGUCUGCAAGUUUUACAAGCCACUCAUCGACAGAUUCUUUGGGAAGUUCUGCGAGUACAUCGUUUUCUCACACAUAUCUAA
Messenger RNA from Huiozyma naganishii CBS 8797, 1251 nucleotides. RefSeq lists its product as uncharacterized. Lineage: Eukaryota; Fungi; Ascomycota; Saccharomycetes; Saccharomycetales; Saccharomycetaceae. The transcript has a single exon. The record is from RefSeq and is a predicted model, not a curated record. Bases 1 to 1251 code for a protein of 416 amino acids.